AUGACCAUGGCUGACAAUGUGCCAAUCGAUAUAAUCCGUUCGCACCAGGACGACGUGGAACGAGAAAACGAAAAGCAGGAGCAGAAACUGCAUCCGCAGUCAAAAACACAAGCCCAAAUCGACGAAGAUGAGAAAUACAACCGCGAUGUUCCUCCCGACGGUGGAUAUGGCUGGGUCUGUGUCGCCUGUGUAUUCUGGAUCAAUGCGCAUACCUGGGGUAUCAACAGCAGUUACGGAGUCUUCCUGAGCUACUACCUCUCGAACGAUGUAUUCCCGAAUACCUCGGCCCUAUCAUACGCCUUCACCGGCGGACUGAGUAUCUCCUGUGCCCUGCUAGUAGCACCCUUAGCAACGCACAUGAUCCACAAAUGGGGCACACGCUUAGUGCUCAACCUGGGGGUAUUCUUCGAAACCCUCUCUUUGAUCGGCUCCUCCUUCGCAACCGUAAAAUGGCACAUCUUUCUGAGCCAAGGCGUCUGCUUCGGCUGGGGCAUGGGUUUCCUCUUCGUAGGCAGCGUCGGCAUAACCCCGCAAUGGUUCAGCAAACACCGCAGUGUAGCAAUGGGCAUCAACGCCGCAGGAUCAGGUCUCGGCGGUCUAAUCUACUCUCUUGCUGUGGGCGCCAUCAUCCCGCGCUACGGGUUGGGCUGGGCUUUCCGCAUAUUGGGUAUCGUCUCCUGCGUCGUGAAUCUGGUCUGCUGCAACCUCCUCCGAGACCGCAAUAAGGCUGUUGGCAGUAGAUUUACGGCUUUUCACUUGCCGCUGCUGCGUCGUCCGGAAUUCUUGCUUUUCCUUGCAUGGGGUGUUUUCAGCAUGCUUGGCUACGUGGCGCUGCUGUUUAGUGUUGCGAACUUUGCACUUUCCGUCGGCCUUUCUUCGCAUCAGGGAAGUAUUGUCUCGGCGAUGCUCAAUCUUGGACAGGGUCUUGGUCGGCCGUUUGUUGGCAUGUUUAGUGAUCGGCUGGGUCGCAUUAAUAUAGCCACUUUCCUCUCUUUUCUCUGUGGUUUGUUCUGUCUAGCCAUCUGGACUUCUGCUGAUAGUAUGGGUGUCGUGUGCUUCUUUGCUGUUUUGGUUGGCACUGUUGCAGGCACAUACUGGGCUACGGUCUCUCCGGUUCUGGCGGAGAUUAUUGGUAUCAGGGACCUUCCUUCUGGUCUGAGCAUUACCUGGCUCGUCCUUGUAAUCCCUUGCACUGUCUCCGAGCCCAUUGCCCUUGAGCUUCGCAGCCACGUUGCUGGUGGCGGAACUUCAUAUCUGCACGUUCAGAUAUUCACCGGGUUUAUGUAUUUGGCUGCUUCGAUAUGCCUGUGGCUUGUCCGUGGCUGGAGGGUCGGCGCAUUGGAGUGCGCUGAGGCGCGUCGUGACCCCGUCGUGCAGGCUGGCCCGUUGGCUGGAGCCACUGGCGGAAAUGAGAAGCAAGGUCACCCUCCGACUCUUCCUGCUGCCACGCAGACCACUGGUACGGAUACCCAGCUAUGGGCUCCGAUCAGCUUGCUUCGCAGAAUGGUGGCUAUGAAGAAAGUCUGA
Molecule: messenger RNA, 1527 nt
Organism: Penicillium bovifimosum
Lineage: Eukaryota; Fungi; Ascomycota; Eurotiomycetes; Eurotiales; Aspergillaceae
Product: MCT family MFS transporter
Exons: 2
Coding region: 1-1527 (508 amino acids)
Biological process (GO): transmembrane transport
Molecular function (GO): transmembrane transporter activity
Source: RefSeq, a predicted model, not a curated record